CGUUUUUGCGGCUUCCGUGUGCGCCCGUCGCUUACCUGCCCGCGACGACGCUGCCCGCCUUUGCCGCGCCAGCCGCCGGCUUGCUGCAGCCGCAGCGCGCGGUGCCCGACCACCGGCACCUCGCGACGGGUCGGCGCACUCGUGUGGCUCAACGCGGACCUACGGAGCGACUCCGCCGCGCGGCUUGGCGCUGCCCAUGGCAGCAACAGCGAAGCCCGCGCCCUGCGCGGCCACCCAACCGAUUCUGACUCCGACCCCAGGGCCUAGGCGGCCCGCCAUGAAAUCUAGCCGUGUGUGCUGGCGUCCGGGUCCCAGCGGGUUUUCACGUAACAAGUACACACA
Messenger RNA from Emiliania huxleyi CCMP1516, 342 nucleotides. RefSeq lists its product as hypothetical. The record is from RefSeq and is a predicted model, not a curated record. NCBI's taxonomy places the organism in Eukaryota, Haptophyta, Isochrysidales, Noelaerhabdaceae. The annotation marks the transcript as partial. The transcript has 3 exons.